CCCCCGAGGCCCUUUGCCCGUGGCGUUGGCCGCCAACGUCCCGGCGUGGGCGGCUCUCCCGCGGGGAGAGCCUCUCCUCAGGACCAUGUCCAGGCCGAGUAGCGUCUCUCCGCGCCCCCCAGCUCCUGGAGGAGCCGGCGGCGGGGGCGGCGGCGGGGGCGGCCGGGCCAAGGGGCUGAAGGACAUUCGUAUCGAUGAGGAGGUGAAGAUCUCAGUCAAUAUCGCCCUGGAGCGAUUCCGAUACGGGGAACAGAGAGAAAUGGAAUUUCCUUCCUCUUUGACCAGUACUGAAAGAGCUUUUAUUCAUCGAUUGAGUCAGUCUCUUGGUUUGGUCUCAAAAAGUAAAGGAAAGGGAGCAAAUAGAUACCUAACUGUGAAGAAGAAAGAUGGAUCAGAAACAGCUCAUGCAAUGAUGACCUGUAAUUUGACUCAUAAUACAAAACAUGCUGUCAGGAGCUUAAUUCAAAGAUUUCCUGUCACCAAUAAAGAGCGUACUGAACUUCUGCCUAAAACAGAAAGAGGAAAUGUAUUUGCAGUUGAAGCUGAAAAUCGGGAAAUGAGCAAGACAAGUGGGCGACUCAACAAUGGUAUACCUCAGAUCCCAGUGAAAAGAGGAGAAUCUGAAUUUGAUUCUUUCAGGCAGUCUCUGCCAGUGUUUGAGAAACAAGAAGAAAUUGUUAAAAUCAUUAAAGAGAAUAAAGUAGUUUUGAUUGUGGGAGAAACUGGGUCUGGAAAGACUACGCAGAUUCCUCAAUUUCUUUUAGAUGAUUGCUUCAAAAAUGGUAUACCUUGCCGCAUAUUUUGUACUCAGCCAAGGAGAUUGGCAGCAAUUGCUGUGGCUGAAAGAGUUGCUGCAGAGAGAAGAGAAAGAAUUGGUCAGACUAUUGGGUAUCAGAUUCGAUUAGAAAGCAGGGUUUCUCCAAAGACACUUUUGACAUUUUGCACUAAUGGAGUAUUGCUUCGAACUUUAAUGGCAGGAGAUAGUACGUUGUCAACUGUGACACAUGUUAUUGUGGAUGAAGUACAUGAAAGGGAUCGAUUUAGUGAUUUUUUACUUACAAAGCUGAGGGAUUUGUUACAAAAGCACCCAACUUUGAAAUUAAUUCUUUCUAGUGCUGCAUUGGAUGUAAAUCUCUUUAUAAGAUAUUUUGGAAGUUGUCCAGUGAUACAUAUACAAGGAAGACCAUUUGAAGUAAAAGAAAUGUUUUUGGAAGAUAUUUUAAGAACUACCGGAUAUACAAAUAAGGAAAUGUUAAAGUACAAAAAGGAAAAACAACGAGAGCCCUUGGUUGUCCAGACCGAAAAAGAUGUGAAUUGCCUUGAACCUUGGUUAAUAAAGGAAAUGGAUGCUUGUCUUUCUGACAUAUGGCUUCAUAAAGAUGUUGAUGCUUUCGGUCAGGUCUUUCACCUUAUUUUAACAGAAAAUGUUAGUGUUGAUUACAGGCACAGUGAAACAAGUGCGACGGCGCUGAUGGUUGCUGCAGGACGUGGUUUCACAAGUCAAAUAGAGCAGUUAAUUAGUAUGGGAGCCAAUGUCCACAGUAAAGCUUCAAAUGGCUGGAUGGCUUUAGACUGGGCUAAACACUUUGGACAAACUGAAAUUGUGGAUCUUCUGGAAUCUUACAGUGCUUCAUUGGAAUUUGGAAAUUUAGAUGAAAGUUCUUUGGUUCAGACAAAUGGAAAUGACCUCAGUAAUGAAGACAGAGAGCUCCUGAAAGCUUAUCACCAUAGUUUUGAUGAUGAAAAAGUCGAUUUGGAUUUAAUCAUGCAUCUUCUAUACAAUAUCUGCCAUAGCUGUGAUGCUGGUGCAAUAUUAAUUUUCCUACCUGGAUAUGAUGAAAUUGUUGGAUUGAGGGAUCGCAUCCUGUUUGAUGAUAAGCGAUUUGCUGACAAUACACAAAGAUAUCAAGUCUUUAUGCUUCAUUCAAAUAUGCAAACAUCUGAUCAGAAGAAAGUAUUAAAAAAUCCACCUGCAGGUGUUCGAAAAAUAAUUCUUUCUACCAAUAUUGCUGAGACCAGCAUCACAGUCAAUGAUGUUGUCUUUGUUAUUGAUGCUGGUAAGAUGAAAGAGAAGUCCUUUGAUGCACUGAAUUCCGUUACAAUGUUAAAAAUGGUGUGGAUUUCCAAAGCUAGUGCCAUACAACGAAAGGGCAGGGCGGGACGAUGUCGACCUGGAAUCUGUUUCCGUCUGUUCAGUAGACUCCGAUUCCAGAAUAUGUUGGAAUUUCAGACUCCAGAACUAUUGAGAAUGCCAUUGCAGGAACUGUGUUUGCAUACCAAGCUCUUAGCCCCAAUUAAUUGUCCCAUAGCUGAUUUCCUUAUGAAAGCUCCUGAACCUCCACCGGCUUUAAUAGUAAGAAAUGCUGUGCAGAUGCUUAAGACCAUAGAUGCAAUGGAUGCCUGGGAAGAUUUGACUGAACUUGGGUAUCAUUUGGCUGACCUGCCAGUAGAACCACAUCUUGGUAAAAUGGUCCUGUGUGCUGUUGUUUUAAAGUGUUUGGACCCCAUCCUUACUAUUGCCUGCACAUUAGCCUAUCGAGACCCAUUUGUACUGCCAACACAGGCCUCUCAAAAACGCGCAGCUAUGGUUUGUAGGAAACGUUUCACUGCAGGAACUUUCAGUGACCACAUGGCACUUCUCAGGGCAUUCCAGGCAUGGCAGAAGGCUCGAAGUGAUGGGUGGGAGAGAGCCUUUUGUGAAAAGAAUUUUCUUUCACAAGCUACGAUGGAAAUAAUCAUAGGCAUGCGAACUCAGUUACUUGGUCAACUCAGAGCAUCAGGUUUUGUUAGAGCGCGAGGUGGUGGUGACAUUCGAGAUGUUAACACAAACUCUGAGAACUGGGCUGUUGUUAAAGCUGCUUUGGUGGCAGGCAUGUAUCCUCAUUUAGUGCACGUGGACAGAGAGAAUGUAGUAUUGACAGGGCCAAAGGAGAAAAAAGUACGCUUUCAUCCCACAUCGGUUCUCAGUCAGCCUCAAUAUAAAAAGAUUCCUCCAGCAAAUGGUCAAGCUGCAGCAAUUCAGGCACUGCCCACAGAUUGGCUUAUUUAUGAUGAAAUGACCAGAGCCCAUAGGAUAGCUAAUAUUAGAUGUUGCUCGGCAGUGACACCUGUCACUGUGUUGGUAUUCUGUGGACCAGCUAGGUUGCCAAGCAAUGCUCUUCAGGAGCCCUCUUCCUUUAGAGCAGAUGGUGUUCCUAAUGAUAGUAGUGAUAGUGAAAUGGAAGAUAGAACUACUGCUAAUUUAGCAACUUUGAAACUGGAUGAGUGGCUCAGUUUUAAACUGGAUCCAGAGGCAGCCAGCUUACUGCUACAGCUUAGACAAAAGUGGCACAGCUUAUUCUUACGUCGAAUGAGAGCUCCAUCUAAACCUUGGUCUCAAGUUGACGAAGCCACGAUAAGAACAAUUAUUGCUGUUUUAAGCACUGAAGAGCAGUCAGCAGGCUUACAACAGCCAUCUGGGAUUGGCCAAAGACCAAGACCUAUGUCUUCAGAAGAACUUCCUUUGGCUUCCUCUUGGAGGUCAAAUAAUAGCAGAAAAAGUUCAGCAGAUGCUGAAUUUUCUGAAGAGUCUACGGCUGUGGAAAGAGUUUUAAUGAAGUCUCCAUCUCCAGCAUCCCACCCACCUCAGAAGUACAAAGAUAGAGGGAUUUUACAUCCUAAACGAAACACCGAUGACCGAUCAGAUCAAUCUUCUGUGAAAUCUACAGAUAGCAACAGCUACCCAAGUCCUUGUGCCAGUCCUUCUCCGCCAUCCUCAGGAAAGGGGUCAAAAUCUCCUUCACCAAGACCAAACAUGCCUAUUCGAUACUUCAUAAUGAAGAGUAGCAAUUUGAGAAACCUUGAGAUUUCUCAACAGAAGGGUAUCUGGUCUACAACCCCUAGUAAUGAGCGGAAGCUAAACCGAGCCUUUUGGGAAAGCAGCAUGGUUUACUUGGUAUUUUCUGUUCAAGGAUCUGGACAUUUCCAGGGAUUUUCUAGGAUGUCUUCUGAGAUAGGAAGGGAGAAGAGUCAGGAUUGGGGCUCAGCUGGACUAGGAGGAGUGUUUAAAGUGGAAUGGAUCCGAAAAGAAAGUCUUCCCUUUCAGUUUGCACAUCAUUUGCUUAAUCCCUGGAAUGACAAUAAGAAAGUCCAGAUAAGCAGAGAUGGACAGGAACUAGAACCUCAGGUUGGUGAACAGUUGCUGCAGUUAUGGGAACGCCUUCCAUUGGGAGAAAAAACCACAACAGAUUGACAUUCGGGUUACAGAAUAUUUUACUCUAUGUACUGGUGGUGUAUAUGAUCACUAAGCACAUCUUCAGAUUAUUUAUGUUGUCUUUCCCGCCCCCGCCCCCGCCCCCAGACCUUUUCGCUGCUGAAGAGCAUCAUGCCAUUUAGAACCACUGAGUGCACUGACGUGUGAAAUCUGAGAUGAAGUUACGUGUUACAAAUGGGCUUGUUAGUUUAGAAUGUUUUAGAGCUACUCGUCUUAAUUUAUAAAAGGAUAAUUUUAAUUUUUAUAGUGCCCACAGUGAGUUAUCACUUAGUAGUGUUUAUAAUUGUAGGCUUUUCAUUGAAUAAAAUAGUAGUUUCAUUAUCAACAUAGAACAGCUUUAUUUUAAACAUACUUAGUUCAAAAUUAAGCAUUUCAUUUUUUAAAAAUACUGACUUGUAACUCUUACUAAGUUCUUUUUUUUAUAAACCUGAACCAUAUAAUUACAUUUAAACACAGUUUUAUAACACUCAUCUCUUAAGAUAUAUCAUUAAAAACAAAAGGGAAGACAACUAAAUUCUAAAAUUUUACUUUACAAAAUAGUACAUGGCGAUAAGGGCUAUUCAUUUUUUUCAAUAUUGAUCCGAGAUCCAGUAAGGGAAAGAGGAGAGAUGUUCUUUUUCAACAAUUAUGAAUUGCAGUGAAAUCUGAAAAAGGUAGAGAGUUCGUCCCUGCUAUUGAUCAGAUCAAAUUCAGCAUUCAGUUUUAUUCCUGGUCUUGUUUCAUUUAACCUGUUAUGUACAUACCCUUUCCUCUUCUCACUUCAGCCUUCACGUGUCUCUUAUAUGAGUACAGUAAUUAUGACCUCUGUUUUGGGGGCAGGGAAAUUUGAUUUAGAUAAGUUUAAAAAGUGCUCAGUAAUUACUCAAUAAAGUGCUCAAUAAUAAGCAAGCUUGAUUGCUGUCUGUCUUCCAAACUAAAGCCUGCAAGCAGCACCAUUGUAAAUGCCUUCUUUCACUUUUCUUUUCAGUAGUUUUCUCUUAUGUUGUUGGAGUGGAUUUUCUUCAUUGCCUUUAUGGCUUAGUAAAUGGGGAAUAUUUUUUGUAAAUCUUUGCUAAUACCAACUCUCAUAUUUCUUUACCUUCUCAGAAUUAUUUGAUUUUGUGUGUGUACUGUCACUGUCUACAAAGUUUCUAUAAGGAGUUUUUGAAGAGCAAAGUACAAAUACCGGAAUAUGAAAGAAAUGUCUUAGUAACUGAGUUCUAAAUACAACAGAUUUGGUAGUAUUUUACGUGCUCAAUUUGGGUCAUUGUUUAAAAACAAUUGUGAGCCUUCCUUAAAGACAAAAAGGAAAAUUCUAAGUCCUCCAAUUCUGUGUUUGAGAACAAAGAAUCACGCGUCAGCAUAAAAUCUCGAGUGUUCUACUUUCUCUGGGAAAGUAUUAUAUGCUGGUGCGUUUGUUGACAAUACUAACUGAUUUUAGUCUAUAUUUAUGGUUAAUUAGAUUUUGAAACACAUCUAUAAAUUAAGCCUAUCUGAAUUAUGUUACACUGUGUGCUGAGUAUUAUUACAGUUUUUUUGGUUAGAACUUAUGUCUUCUUGAUAAUGUAUGCAUUGUUUAGGUAUGUAUUUAAUAGUUCCCAGUGUUCUACCUUUAAAAGCAAGGAUUUUUACAAAAUAAAAGUUCUUUUAAUUUUCAUCUGUUUUCUAGUAUCUGGCUCUGUAUGUAAAUGACAGGUUUGUUGGUAUUUUGAAUGAAUACAAUUUGAAUGUAAUAAAAAUGCUGUUUUUGAAAGAUGAAAUUUAAGUAUACUUAUUAAAUAAAAUUUUAUUGAAAUAU
Molecule: messenger RNA, 6029 nt
Organism: Echinops telfairi (small Madagascar hedgehog)
Lineage: Eukaryota; Metazoa; Chordata; Mammalia; Afrosoricida; Tenrecidae
Gene: YTHDC2
Product: YTH domain containing 2
Exons: 29
Coding region: 86-4231 (1381 amino acids)
Cellular component (GO): intracellular anatomical structure
Molecular function (GO): protein binding; RNA binding; ATP binding
Source: RefSeq, a predicted model, not a curated record